AUGCCAGUUUAUAAAAUUUAUAGUAAUAAAGAUUAGCUAACGUAUGGAUUGUCAUUCUUAUUUUGGGGCAUCAUAGCGUUUGUAGAGAUUGGAGCUUAUGAGGAUACUAUUUCGCUCACAAUAACUCAAUUCCUUAUCACCUCUUUAUUGACUAUACUAGCCAUUGGAUCCCAGUAGGAAAAAUUCAAGCCAGAGACACUAAUCAAGUUUGAUGCACUUCUUCAUCGUAUUUUAAAAUUGCAAUAAUAUCAUUUAUAUAGAUGGUUCUUCCUAACUUAAGCAGAUGCAUUUAUCAUUUACAUUUAUAACUUUGCUCUAAGUUAUUAAUAAGAGGAUGACAAGUAAUCUGUUGAGAUAUCACAAUAAAAAUUCGUUGGGUUGUCAUUGUUUAUCAUUGGAUACUUCCUUGAUUUGAUUUUCGGAGGAGCCCUCAGAUUUACGUCCCUCUGCCUUGUUCUCUAUGGAUUAUCUAUUGCUGAAACCCUAAUUCUGAAGUAUCAAAGACCUGAGGAUAAAUUGCAAAAGCAAGCCUCAUUUAAUUUUGAGCAUAAUGAAACUAAACUGAUGUUUGCAAAGGCUAAAUUCAUGUUUUCAAGUGUAGUUGGAGUGUUGUAUACUUUUCUCGAAGGACUACUCUUCUUAAUCAGAACUCCUGUUUUAGUUUAGACUGAAGCAUCAAAUCCAAGCAAGUCCUUCAUUCUUUUCAUGGUACUUGCAAUUUUCACUCUCUUGAGAGACAGAUUUGAAAAGUACAUUAACAAUAAGACAUAACAAAAUAGCAAUCUUUUGGGCAGAUCUCUAUUCUUGCCAUUAGUCUUUUUAUGCUUCUCAGUAUUUAUGUUGAACAAACUGCCAGCAUUAUAAUUCUUCUUGCACUUAAUAUUUUUAGUAAGCUAUGCCUAUUUCUUCAUGGAAGACUUCAAACAAAUGCUUGGACUUGACUAGCAACUGUCAGUAUCAUCUUAAUUUAACAAGGAUAGUUUGAUAUAUGAUUUUGUUAUGACUUGCUACGAAAAUAAUGAUUCAAGAAAAAUUGCCACAUUUUUCUUGAUUAACCUACUAUUCAUGUUUGUUGAAUUGAUCUACGGAUACAUGUCUAAUAGUCUUGGACUUAUUACUGAUUCUUUCCAUAUGCUAUUUGAUUGCAUGGCUUUGUUCAUUGGAUUGUGUGCUUCUUAUAUAUCAAAGAUGGGAGUAGACAACAAAUAUACUUAUGGCUAUGGCAGAGUAGAAACUCUGAGUGGACUUUUCAAUGGAAUUUUCUUAGUAUUCAUUGCUUUUAACGUGUUUUGCGAAAGUAUUGAGAGAAUUUACGAGCCUCAAAUGAUAGAAACUGAUGGGUUAUUAACUGUUUCAACUCUCGGUUUUUGUGUUAACCUCAUCGGACUAUUCUUUUUCCAUGAUCACCAUGACCAUGGACAUGAUCAUGCUGGCCAUAGUCACGAUCAUGAAAAUGAAAAUAUGUAUGGAGUAUUUUUACAUGUUUUGGCAGAUACUCUAGGAAGUGUAGGUGUUAUUUUUUCAAGCAUACUUGUCAAGUACUAUAAUAUGUAUGUUGCAGAUCCAAUUUGUUCUUUCAUUAUUUCUUUGAUGAUUCUUGCUAGUGGAGUACCUUUUAUUUAAAUGACAGCUAGCAAUUUGAUUUUAAAAACUCCUGCAGUUAUCAAAAAGAAGAAGGUGAGAGUUGAAGAAACUAUUAUAAAAAUUGAGGGAGUUAAGGAAAUUAAAGAGCUUUUGAUAUGGGAAAUGGCAAAAAAGAAAUAUGUUGCAACUGUAGAUCUGUUAGUAAGUCAAAAUGCAAACAGAUCUAUGAUUCAUGACGAAGUAUCAACAGUGCUUAGAGGAAUUAAAUGCAAGAAUAUCACAGUUCAAAUGAGUGGACCAAUAGUUCCUGUGAUCGAUACUUUUAUAACAGAUCAUAAACAUUCAACACAAAAAAUCCUUACAAAUACAGAGGAAGACCUUUACUAAGAUGUCGUUCUUAAUUAGGACAUAAACUAUGAUCAUAAUCACGGAAGUAAUUCAGAAUAGCAUAAAAUUGAGCAAGAUUUAGUCGUAAACACUGGCACAACACCAGAUAAGAAAACGAAGAAAAAAGCUCACAAUCACACUGAAGAACGCAAACCUGAAGUAGAAGAGAAUCUUGUGGCCACAGUAAGUGAGUAGCUAGGUCUUAAUAAGAGUAAAACACAUAAAGACUGA
Stylonychia lemnae is the source of this 2202-nucleotide messenger RNA. The record is from the annotation of a GenBank genome assembly. NCBI's taxonomy places the organism in Eukaryota, Ciliophora, Spirotrichea, Sporadotrichida, Oxytrichidae.